AUGAGCCUGGUGUUGGCUGAAGAAGAAAAACAAGCACAUCACCUUAGAUCGACCCUUCGGUCGACAGGGAGCAGGCUUGAUCAGGAAAUGCGCAGGGCAAAUCAGGCCGAAUCUAAAGCAGAAUUCGCAGAACUCCGAGUACAGGAGCUGACCUCGCGUGUCAGUACUGCUGAAAUGGGCAAGCGUUACGCGGAACUCGAUGCUGCACGUGCCAACGAAGAGAUACGGCGGCAUCAAAUGCGCAUUGAGAGCCUGGAAAGAGAGGUCAAGCAACUUCAGGCUGACAUCCGCAUCCUAGAGAGGCAAAGAAAUGAAGCCGAUGAAAGUGCAUCACGAGCACGGGAUACCGCGAGGAAGUUUCAGAUCGAGCUCAGCAAGCAGCAGACAAAGGAGCAAGGAAUAGAACAAGGUCGAAGAUACGGUUCGAAGAAAUGGUUUGUUACUGGGCAUAACGAGGGUUGGGAUGCUGGGUACUCGGAGGGCUUCGAGGACGGCAGGGAUGAUGGGUUUGAAGAAGGCAGACAAUAUGGAAUCCGCGAAGUACGAGAGUCAAAUCCGGGAUUCAAGCAGGGUCACAAAAUUGGUCGGAAAGAGGGAUUCGAAAGUGGCCGAGAUCAAGGUCGGCACGAAGAACGUGAACGUGCGCUUCAUGCCUUUGACGAAUUCUUUGCUUCAGAAAUCGAUGAGGAUGAUUUCACGGUGACUUCAUUCCUCAUCAUGAGCUUUGCGAAUCCCCUUCCAUCGCCUGGUCUGGGGAGUGGCCGUCGCAGGCCGAAGAACCUUCCGAGUUUACCUCUGUCUGCGUUCAGCCCACCAAGCACAGGGACUUCUGACAUGUUCCCCUUGCCUCCGACUCCCAGCACGCUCUUUCCAGGCGAAGUAAUUGACGCUCAUUUGCGGUCUGAGGCACCUCAAAGUGCUGGCACUGAUCUGGCUGGCACUGAGGUCGCAGGUGUUGUUUUACUGUUAAACAACCUUGGGAUGCCAGAAGGGCUGCAGUCGUCUCUUUUGCAAAAUGUCCGAGUCCUUUCUGUGGCGGCUCCCUUCGAGCUUAGCAGCCCCAUUCCAUCGGACUAUUCGGCUCACUCAGAGUCAUCCAUUCCCCAGUCUCUUUAUACCUCAUACACAGCUGCGCACGAGGAACCAGAAGCUAGAUCUCAGGCUAUUGAGACUUUGAAAUGGGCAUUCUCAAACAGUCGUCUUAUCGAUAUUGACGUUCAAAGUGAUGUCAUGUCGAACGUCUCAAAGUAUGAAGUGUUUGAAGACCUUCUCAUGAAGGCCACAGCAGAUCUCUCUAGAGACAAAAAGGUCCCUACAGUCCUCUCGAAUAUAUUACCACCGCCCCAUGAUCUGAGCCUGCCGAUUGUUAAGCUCCUCACUCAUCCAAGUUACCGCAAUUAUCAAGCACACUCCGCAGCCCUGUCGUUGGUACCGAAUCUUUAUGUGAAGUUUACGCCCCCCAUGUGGAAUCAAGCCGUACCAGGUCCCGCAGAUCCAACUUCAGAAAUGGAUCAACAUCGUGAAUGGAAACGAAAAAUCAAGAUGUUCAUUGGCCCCGUGCUAGAAGCGUUUGGCUACGAGCGUAUUAUUUUUGGCACUUCACCUUCCUUUGCUGCACCCUCGUUCCCAAACCCCGCGGACUGGUACGCACUUGUGCGGGAGUCGUUUGCAGAGCUUGCGGUGGAGCAGGACGCGAUUGAUGCAAUCUUUAGUCUAAAUGCGAAAAGGAUCUAUGGACCCUCAUAA
Messenger RNA from Suillus paluster, 1746 nucleotides. RefSeq lists its product as uncharacterized. The transcript is spliced from 5 exons. Lineage: Eukaryota; Fungi; Basidiomycota; Agaricomycetes; Boletales; Suillaceae. Bases 1 to 1746 code for a protein of 581 amino acids. The record is from RefSeq and is a predicted model, not a curated record.